Molecule: messenger RNA, 2059 nt
Organism: Salvelinus sp. IW2-2015
Lineage: Eukaryota; Metazoa; Chordata; Actinopteri; Salmoniformes; Salmonidae
Product: melatonin receptor type 1A-A
Biological process (GO): G protein-coupled receptor signaling pathway
Cellular component (GO): plasma membrane
Molecular function (GO): melatonin receptor activity
Source: RefSeq, a predicted model, not a curated record
UUUUCUCUCUCCUUCUCUCUCUCUCUCUCUCUCUCUUUCUCUCUCUCUCUAUCUCUAGGCAACAUCUUUGUGGUGAGCCUGGCUGUGGCCGACCUGGUGGUGGCCAUCUACCCCUACCCUCUGGUCCUCACCUCCAUCUUCCACAAAGGCUGGAACCUGGGCUAUGUCCACUGCCAGAUCAGCGGUUUUCUCAUGGGYGUCAGCGUCAUCGGCUCCAUCUUCAACAUCACCGGCAUUGCCAUCAACCGCUACUGUUAUAUAUGUCACAGCCUUAAGUACGACAAGCUGUACAGCGACAAGAACUCAGUGUGUUACGUCCUACUCAUCUGGGCGUUGACCAUUGUGGCCAUCGUGCCGAAUCUCUUCGUGGGUUCGUUGCAGUAUGACCCUAGGGUGUAUUCGUGUACGUUCGAGCAGUCGGCGAGUUCGGCGUACACCAUCGCCGUGGUCUUCUUCCACUUCAUCCUACCGAUCAUGAUCGUCACUUACUGCUACCUGAGGAUCUGGAUCCUGGUCAUUCAGGUUAGGCGACGUGUCAAACCGGACAAUAGACCGAAACUGACGCCACACGACGUGAGGAACUUCGUGACUAUGUUCGUGGUGUUUGUGCUGUUCGCCGUGUGCUGGGCGCCGCUCAACUUCAUCGGGCUGGCGGUGGCCAUCAACCCAGAGGUGGUGGUGCCUCUCAUCCCUGAGUGGCUCUUCGUGGCGAGCUACUUCAUGGCCUACUUCAACAGCUGCCUUAAUGCCAUCGUAUACGGRGUGCUCAACCAGAACUUCCGGCGCGAGUACAAGCGCAUUGUGGUGUCGGUCUGCACGGCGCGAAUCUUCUUCCACGGCAGCUCCAACGACGCGGCCGAGCGGCUCAAGRGCAAGCCGUCGCCGCUCAUCACCAACAACAACCAGGUCAAGGUGGAGUUGGUGUGAGAGGACCAGCUGGUCCCAGUGCGCUCCCUACCCCUCCCCCAUGGCGCRAACCCAUCAAUGUCUAUACAUCUGUAAGGUGGAAGGAAGCAAUAUGGCGGAAGCUCAAGCUGCCCCAUUUCGCUUCUUGUACCUAUCCAGUACACUGCAGAUCUACAAACAUUGGAGGAGUUAAGGAGCCCAGGGGAAGGGGUAGGGAGCGAUUUGGGACCGGGUGAUACUAACACACACGCAUGGACAAAGGGGGAGGGAGGCUUAGGGGAACCAACGUGACAGAAAAUAGUAAAAUUACUUWAAAAAAUACAAGUGAAAGGAAAACAAUUACCAAAUACAAAACAGUUCCACUUUCUGAACCGUCCGUGAUCUGUGCUAUCUUCACCUCUAUACAGUCAAAGCGAAACGGGGAAAAUGUAKCUUUGUCUUUUGCGAAAAGCACUUUUGUUAGUUUUUUUGGUACUUAAAAAGUGAUAAUGUACUUUUGUUUUCAUGUUUACAGUGAUGAUAACAGUGACUCUAUGUAUGACAUAUUAUAUGUUUUUAUUUUAUAUGAAGUAUAUGUUAUAUAGAUGUACGAGAAUAUAUAUCAGGUUCAUUUCACCAACAUCAAUAAUCCGAUGAAAGAAAAUGACUAGGGUUGYAAAAUUCCUGGAACUUCUCAAAAAUUCACAGGUUUUUCAGAAAUCCCAGUUGGAAUAUUCCCAGAAUCAGGAGGAAAUAAGUAGCAAUCAAGAUUUAUAGAAAACCUGCAUUUUGCAAACCUACAAAUGACAAAUAUAUCAUACCGUGAAAGCCAGAAAAAUUCUGCAAUGUCUGGUCACAAACAUUACCAAAAGUGUUUUUUUUAAAGAUUUUACCAAUGUUAAUGAUCAUUUUUGUUGGGUUGUGACACUGUAACACUCCUUCCUUUGGAGGAGGAAGCAAUAUGUUUGGAUUGCUGCUGUGUCACGAUGCCCUGCAAAACUGUUCCCAUCAUUCAGUGGAAUAUGUUUGUAAGUAUGGGAUUUCUUUCUUUCUCGCUCACUUCUCAUUCUCUAAGAGACAUCUUUCUCUCUCUCUCUUUCUCUAUCUCUGUGAGCUCUUUGUAUGCAUGGAUCUGAAGAAUCGUUCAUAUGCAAAAUAAAGGAUCAGAUGCAGA